Rangifer tarandus platyrhynchus (Svalbard reindeer) is the source of this 510-nucleotide messenger RNA. The record is from the annotation of a GenBank genome assembly. Lineage: Eukaryota; Metazoa; Chordata; Mammalia; Artiodactyla; Cervidae.
AUGGAAACGAGGCCCAGCAGCAGUCUUAGCAGCCCAGAGGAGUCCUGUGAAGCUCUUCCCCAAGGAUUGCUAGUGUUCACCGGUUCUUCGGAUCGCGAUGCCAACUUGGCCAAGCAGUUCUGGAUCGGGGCGUCAAUGUACCCCACCAACGAAUCUCAGCUGGUGCUGUCCAGAGGUAGCAGCCAGCGUCUGCCGGUGGCGCGUCCUUCCAGGAGCAAUGCACCGGAGAAAAAAACUUACUUCCAGCCUUUUUUCCUUGAGGAAAGCAAGAGUAGAGAUGUCACUGCUGAAACCCUAAAGAUUCAAGAAUCUGAGGAGAAAAAAAAGUAUCUCCAAAAGGCUAAAAAGAGAGAUGAAAUUAUCCAACUCUUAAGAAAACAAAGAGAAGAAAGGAUCUCGAAGGAACUGAUCUCCCUUCCACAUAAACCAAAAGGCAAAGUACACAAAGCAAAGAAAGUGAUUUCAGAGUCAGAUAAAGAAGACCAGGAAGAAGUCAAAGGCUUGGAUUAA